Molecule: messenger RNA, 2240 nt
Organism: Stegodyphus dumicola
Lineage: Eukaryota; Metazoa; Arthropoda; Arachnida; Araneae; Eresidae
Biological process (GO): siRNA processing
Cellular component (GO): nuclear RNA-directed RNA polymerase complex
Molecular function (GO): RNA-directed RNA polymerase activity
Source: RefSeq, a predicted model, not a curated record
AGAUGCGAGCAACGAAAUGAAUUUGUGAGUACCGAAUCGUCAGUUACGAAUACAUGCGGUUUGCUCCAGCUCUAUUUUAGAAUGAAGUGUUUUCCAUUCGUGGCACGCAGAAAGAGGCGCAAAAUCUUCAGUUGUCCCCGGGCGCUGAAAACCCUAGCCAAAGAAUCUUUGCCCUAGCUACGCCUCUGGAACAAAGAACGUCUUUGAUAAGGUUAAUUCGUGUGACAAACCAAGUGACUGACCUUCAAUUUUGAACUUCCAACCAGUGUAUUGCGUCACUCGUUUAUCAAAGAUGACUGAAAUGAAUUUCAGAAUAAUUAUCGUCCAGCAGACAUCCGAAGAGGUGAAACUGGAAACUUGCGUUAAAGAAAUAACGCCAAAAAUCGAAGCAUGUGGUUUAGUUGUAAAUAGCUUAAAUUUUGUAAAUUUGCAAAAUGUUGAAAAUGAAGAUUAUGUUGAAGUCGAAGAAUUAAGUAUUCACGUACAAGCUAUAUUCCAUGAUAAUAUGAGACUUGAGAAAAGAGUCUUAUACGAAGACUUCUGUGAGAAAUGGAAAAAUCAGUAUCUUCCUAACCAUUGUCCAGUUCUUGUUCUGUAUGAAAAUGAUAGUUUCAUUAACAGAAGAUUAUCUUGUCAUUGCCGUGUGUCCUACAGUAAUAUUUCUUUUGGUGUACUACCUCAUAACGGCCUGUUUCUUGAGUAUGCAUCAUUUGAUAUUCAUCAUUUGAUAAAUUUGAAUUUUUAUAAAGUCGAUUUUUAUCAUGAUACACGAAAUCUUCGGAUAAAGUAUAAUAAUUACGAAAUGCGUUCGAGUUAUGAUAAUAUCAGAAAAAUAUUUAUCAAUAUAGAUUCUUGUCCCUGCGAAAUGUUUUUGGAUUUAUGCAACCCUUUCCUAAUAUUUAGGUUAGAAAAGAGGUGCAAUGACACAAAUGAAGAGUAUAGUGUGGAUCAUCGCGCAGGAGUUCUUCCUUCCAAUGGAAGUAAAAUAGAUACUGAUACUUUGGGUCGAUCUAACGUUUUGAAACUUUCAAUAAAUGACCUUGACAUUGUUAAAGAAAUAAUCGGUAGAAUACACUUCCGCUGCAGUGAGAAGCCUAUUCACUAUUUAAACGUCACAUCAAGACGGAAAAAACUCCCACUUGAUCCUGUAAUUGAUUUUUUUCACUUUGGUUGUACAUAUACACUAACAGCUAUAAUCAAACGAAACUUUACUAUGAUUGAACAGACAACAAAUAUUAAGGCCGAGAUCACUCGUCUAGAUACAUUAUGCAACAAAGAUGGAGACUGUUUGGAGAAUGCUCUAAUAAAUAUUUUAAAAGCUGUUGAUUCUGGACUGAUAGUUAACUUAUGGAUCGAAGUUCAAAAGCAGUUCACUCAUUAUUUGAACAGUAAAGAUGAAAUUAAUUAUAUACAUUAUAUAGUGCCUUUAAAAUCGAGGAUGAUUCGCCGUAUUACAUUGACUCCUACGAGGCAAAUUUUAUGGCCUCCAGAAAUAAUGUUUGAAAAUAGGGUUCUACGUAAUUUCGAUUCGGAAUAUGCGUUACGAAUAUCCUUCCGAGAUGAUAAUAUGAAGAAACUAAGUUAUUGUGCUUCUUAUGCCGAACCAUGCAUACUUCAGUCGGCAGUAAAAGAACCCAUGCUUGGAGGUAUUCGUAUUGGAAAGAGAUUAUAUGAAUUUCUGGCGUGGUCUAAUUCGCAGAUACGCGACCAUGGCGUAUGGAUGUAUGCUAGAGAUCGAAAUGGAAACACUGUUAGCGAUAUACGAGAAUGGAUGGGAGACUUUUCCCAUAUUCGUUCUGUUUCGAAAUACAUGGUUAGAAUGGGGCAGUGUUUUUCACAGACAGAGGAUGCUAUUUCAGUUCCGCUAGAUCCAAGCCAUAUUCGAACUGAGGAUGAUAUUGAAGACGGAAUUGAUUUAGCAAAUUUCAAACCUUACUGUUUCUCCGAAGGCAUUGGAAAGAUUUCCGUUCAACUGGCAAAUGAGGUAAGUGCUCUUCGGUCUUCAGCCGCGGCACUUAGUAGUACAGAGCGAGAGUGCUGUGGUGAGAGCGAUCAGAGUGAAACAAGACGUUACUAUUUGGAACAAGACAUAUAUAUCCUUGGACUACGAGAAUUCCAUUCCCACUCUCCUUGCCACCCUGCAGACUCCGAUAUAGGAGCAAGGUGUAAUCCCCCACUUGUGUUACAAUCCACAACCGUCUAUACUGGCUCCAAAGGAGAGCUCGGGACCGCCGUGCCUG